UGCCGGGCGCAGUGUGCAGGAGGGGGCGCCACCGCAGCAGACGCGACCUGGGGUCCCCGCGGCCAUGGCUGCACGGCAGGUCAAUCUCGGCAUCGACCUGGGCACCACGUCUGUGAAGGCGGCCCUGGUGGAGGCCGCGCCCGGCGAUCCAUCCGGGUUCGUGGUACUGGCGAGCUGUGCCCGGGCUGCGCGGGCGGAGGCGGCGGCCCAGAGCGCGGCGGCCGGGCCUCAGGGGCGGGAGCAGGACGUGAGUAGAAUCAUCCAAGCCCUGAACGAGUGCCUUACUGCCCUUCCCCGGGAACAGCUCCGGAAAGUCUGUGGCAUCGGAGUGUCAGGACAGAUGCAUGGAGUCAUGUUUUGGAAAACAGGCCAAGGCUGUGAAUGGACAGAGGGAGGGGCUGCCCCUCUAUUCAAGCCCAGAACCGUCAGCCACCUGGUCACAUGGCAGGAUGGCCGGUGUAGCAGCGGGUUCCUGGCUUCUCUGCCCCAGCCAGAGUCCCAUCUCAGUGUGGCCACGGGGUUUGGCUGUGCAGUCAUCUUCUGGCUUUUGAAAAAUAGCCCAGAGUUCCUGAAGUUCUAUGAUGCAGCUGGCACCAUCAGUGACUAUGUGGUUGCCAUGCUGUGUGGCUUGCGAAGACCCCUGAUGUCCGACCAGAAUGCCGCGAGCUGGGGAUAUUUCAACACCCAGAGCCAAAGCUGGAACUUGGAGAUACUGAGGGCCUCGGGAUUUCCUGUCCACCUGCUCCCAGACGUUGCCGAGCCGGGCAGCGUGGCAGGCCGAACUUCCCGCGCCUGGUUUGAAAUCCCAGAGGGGACCCAGGUGGGCGUGGCCUUGGGUGAUUUACAGGCCUCCGUCUAUUCCUGUAUGGCCCGGAGGACAGAUGCAGUUCUCAACAUCAGCACCUCGAUUCAGCUGGCAGCCUCCAUGCCUUCAGGGUUCCAGCCCGCGCAGACCCCAGACCCUGCAGCUCCAGUCGCCUACUUCCCGUACUUCGACAGGACUUACCUGGCAGUGGCAGCGUCACUCAAUGGGGGCAAUGUGCUGACCACGUUUGUCCACAUGCUGGUCCAGUGGAUGGCGGAUCUAGGCCUGGAGGUUGAAGAAUCCACUGUGUAUUCACGCAUGAUCCAGGCAGCUGCACAGCAGACAGACACCUGCCUAACCAUCACUCCCACAGUGUUGGGAGAGAGGCACCUGCCGGACCAGCUGGCCUCGGUGACCAGAAUCUCCUCCUCCGACCUCUCCCUGGGGCAUGUCAGCCGGGCCCUGUGCAGAGGCAUCGUUCAGAACCUGCACUCGAUGCUUCCAUUUCAGCAGCUCAAAGAGUGGGGCGUGGAGAGGGUGAUUGGCAGUGGCAGUGCGCUGUCCAGGAACGAAGUGCUGAAGCAGGAGGUGCAGAGGGCUUUCCCUUUCCCAGUGUCCUUUGGGCAGGAUGUGGAUGCAGCUGUGGGGGCAGCUCUUGUCAUGCUCCAGAGAAACCUCAACCAGAAAGAGUCUUAGUCAGCACAGUCUUUGGCCAAAGGACUGUUGCAAAUUUUAUCUAAUUAACAUUCCUGACAUGAUCUUGGCGUCAUUCUUUUUCUGGACAGCUGUGUGGACAGCUUUUAAGCAAUGCCUGUUCUCAGGGCACCAUCUUGACCAAGAACCUACCUUCAGGGCACACUCUAAUAAUGCAUCCAGAAACCAUCAAUCAGGAGUCAUCAACGAGAUCCCAAAUCAGUACCUUCUGAAAGAGACUCACCUGGGAGCUGGCUGCAGAUGUAAAUGUGGAAAAAAGAAAGAGAGAGAAAGAAAAAGAACAGUAGCCCAGCAUCCUGGUCAGUAGGCUCACUUGUGAUUCACCUGUAGACAAAGAUAAAAUAAAUGUGGACUUCUGAUACCAAAAAGUCUGGUGCUACGGGCUCCAAGUAAGAAAAGAAGACCCACCCUCCACCCCAUGUCCAGCUUUUGGAUUGAUUGUUUUAGGGACAUGAAGCCUAGACUUGGGUCACAUGCACUAUUGGAAAAGUCAUUCCCUACUGGACUUUACCAUGUCACUCUGAGGCCCCAAUCCCAAUCUUGUUAGGGCACGGGGUGGCCCAAGGACAGUGAAGCUGCCUGGCUGAGAUGAAGAUGCAGGGGUCUGUGCUGGGCUCACCAUGUACUUUCUCCCAAGGAGAGCCUGCUGCACUGCAUCUGCCCCAGAUCCGCACGACACAACUGGCUUGAAGGCAUGGAACAGGGAAGAACAGGCUGAUGGCAUGACCAGGAAGGGGGAGAGAUGCUGUGUGAACCCCACAUUCAGCACAUUGUUCCCAAGAGCCUGACCAGGCACCAGCAGGACCCUUUUCCAGGAGUAUGUCUGUGCAGCAGUGUUUUCGCCCCUGCACAUCCCUGGGAAGCCUUCCAAGGGAAGGGAUGCAGCCGGGUAUGCUCCUGUCAGAGCGGGUGGCCAAUUUAAUCAGAGAGAACACCUCCUGCAGGCCCCAGCUCUUCUUUCUCUUGGUGUAGGCCUUGCUGACCCACCAUGUAUUCCUGGCCCAUGGAAACAUCCCAUUUGUCAUCAUCCCUGUAGGGAUUCCAGAGCAUCUUAAGCCUUCCUGUCUUUGGGAGAGAUGACCAUGGAAUGGCCACCAUUGCCACAUCUACUCGGAGACUCCCAGGGUCAUCCCAGGCUCAGGCAGACCUGACUCUGUGGCACCCGGGCAACUAUGAGUUUGGGAAGCAGUCAUGUUGUCUCUUUGUGCAUGUCACUUUAUGAAUUAUGUGAUUGUUUGAAGCUCUUAGAUUCAUCUGCCUGGCUUUGCUGAUUGAAUUUCAGACACUAAAGCUCACUCUUUCAGAAUUAA
Molecule: messenger RNA, 2829 nt
Organism: Equus quagga
Lineage: Eukaryota; Metazoa; Chordata; Mammalia; Perissodactyla; Equidae
Gene: SHPK
Product: sedoheptulokinase
Exons: 7
Coding region: 65-1501 (478 amino acids)
Biological process (GO): carbohydrate metabolic process; cellular response to lipopolysaccharide
Cellular component (GO): cytosol
Molecular function (GO): sedoheptulokinase activity
Source: RefSeq, a predicted model, not a curated record